This is a messenger RNA of Alosa sapidissima (American shad), 2313 nucleotides long. It is a transcript of the gene dnase1l1, whose product is annotated as deoxyribonuclease I-like 1. The transcript is spliced from 10 exons. Gene Ontology annotation, molecular function: DNA nuclease activity. Lineage: Eukaryota; Metazoa; Chordata; Actinopteri; Clupeiformes; Clupeidae. Gene Ontology annotation, cellular component: nucleus. The record is from RefSeq and is a predicted model, not a curated record. Bases 428 to 1441 code for a protein of 337 amino acids. Gene Ontology annotation, biological process: DNA catabolic process.
AGUACAAGUCAUAAUGUGAGAUAUCAGAAGUGUGUCGAUAUUUUAAGAAAGUAUGACCCAUUUGUGGGCUACACCUCUUCUGCUGUAAAGGGCACUAGGAUAGCAACUGUUCUACAUUAUUAGAAACACGUUGCCCCUCCCUCAAGGAGAGCAGAGUGGGUGGGGUCAAAGAGCCAACUCAGGGGAGAUCAACAAGGAAGCGCGCAGCUCAAAAGAAACAUUUAGCUUCUUAACUUUCACACAACCAACAACUGGUCCCUUUCCAGAAAGAAUUAAUUGAUUGGAUGGAGUAAUGGACUGGAACAGUAUCUUGCUGAAACAAACCAAAUCUCCUUCAGAAAGACAAAGUUUCCUUUGAAAAGGAAAAGUAACUUUAGGCAGUUUCCUCUUCCAUGCAAGGGAGGAUUGACCAAACAUCAACUCCGUCAUGCUACUGACAGCCAAUAAAAGCACUGGACCUUGGAUUACUCUAGCACUGUUUUUUGCAAGCUUCCUGUGUCCCGUUUUGGCUUUCAAAAUAUGUGCAUUCAAUGUCCGAAGCUUUGGAGACUCUAAAUCAACCGAUGCCAUGGUCAUGCACACUCUGAUUCGAAUCCUGUCUAGGUGUGACAUUGCCUUACUUCAGGAAGUGAGAGACAGCAAAGGAAAGGCCAUUCCCAUCCUGAUUGCUGCACUGAAUAGGUUUGACUCUGUACACACUUAUGACGUUGUGGCCAGUGAGCGUCUUGGUAGGACUUCUUAUCAGGAACAGUAUGUGUUUGUGUACAGGACAGAUACGGUCAGUGUGAAAGAUCAAUAUCAGUAUCCUGACACACAGGAAGGGGACGAGGAUGCUUUUGCUAGAGAACCGUUUGUGGUGUGGUUCCGAGCACCGAGGACAGUUCUGGGGGAGUUUGUGCUCAUACCACAACACACAUCUCCUACCAAUGCCACAAAAGAGAUCGAUGAACUCUACGAUGUCUUUGUAGCCAUAAAAAAUAAAUGGAGGGUGGAGAAUGUGAUGCUCCUGGGUGACUUUAAUGCUGCCUGUGGGUACGUAGCAAAGAAGAACCGCAAGAACAUCCGCCUCUACUCUGACACCUCGUUCAUCUGGUUGAUCGGGGAUGACGUAGACACCACGGUGAAAGAAACAACCGACUGUGCUUAUGAUCGGAUCGUCAUCCAUGGAGAGAACUUUGCCCAAGGCAUUGUUCCCUAUUCAGCAGGUGCUUUCAACUUUGCUAAUGAGUAUAGUCUGACUGAGGAGCAGGCAGAGGAGGUGAGUGACCACUACCCUGUGGAAGUGGAACUGAGGGUGAGAGUUCCUGGGCAGGGUCAGCAGAGAGUGAUGUCCCCUCUGGUCAGAAAUAUGCUGAAGGUCCCAGCUAUACUGGCCAAAAGGCUCAUUCAGGGCCUUAUAGCCUUCUUCAACUCCACGAUGCAGAACAUCACCAUUGUGUAAGCUAUACUUGUGUUUUGCACAGCUGUGGCUAGUAAAGGCACACUGGCUUUGAGGUGAUCUGUCUCUUGCUUGCACUUUGAUGAAAACAUACGCCAUACCACAACUGUGUGUACUGUAGCCUACGAAGCCAGUAUUUUCAGUUCCCAUGUCACACACGCUUCACUUGAAAUGUGGGCUUCCUCUGACAUGAGUAGCGCCCUUUGGUGGUACACUUGGUUGUACAUGUUAUUUGAUGUUUAAAUUGCAGGUUUAAUUCUCAGGGAAGAUGACCACUAAAAUCUUACAAUGCAUGCAAGGGAAGUAUUUUAAUAAGAUGUAUUUGAAAUACAUAUUUAAUUACUUUAGCAUAUUUUGUUAUUUGUAUUUUGUUAAAAUAACUUGAGGGAUUAUUUCAUAAAAGUCGAUAUUUUUUCUCUCCAAAUAAGCCAAAUAUCAUCGCUCAGUUAAAUAUACUAUAACCAUGACAAUAGGCUAUGCUUAUCCCGAUAGUAAAAUAUUUUGCCAUGUUUUCUGAUGUUGACAAUGGCAAUGUCAAGGUUAGACACACGAAAUCAUGUGACACACCCGUAGACCGGGCUCCCUGCAUUUGUUUUUCAUUUUCAUUGUCCCAUUUACUGUCAACAAGGGCCAAUCAAGUUACAUUUGUUUGAAAUGCAGUUUUGACUCAAUUAAGGUCUUCCUAUAAUAUCUUCUGUGCUUUUGCUUUUAUUUUGCAUCUUACUUUUCAAAAUAUGCCUUUGCUUCAUGGACUUACAGCAGAUCAGUCUAUCCACAUCAGUAUUAUGUAGAGUAGCCUGGCCCAGUGGUUUUCAAAGUGGGGGCCGGGGCCCCCUGGGGGGCCGCGAGGGGGUGCCAGGGGGGCCUCAGCAAGU